Messenger RNA from Didymodactylos carnosus, 8262 nucleotides. The record is from the annotation of a GenBank genome assembly. NCBI's taxonomy places the organism in Eukaryota, Metazoa, Rotifera, Eurotatoria, Philodinida, Philodinidae.
AUGACUGCGAAAGAAAAUUAUCCAUGCACCCCUUCUUUAGAAACAAAGAAUAAUCAUAAUCAAACAUUGACACCAACAUCUACAACACCUCCUUCACAACUGCAUAUGGAAGAAACUUCUCCACCUUUAAUUGAUGCUCAUAUGAAUGUAAAUACAAUGUCUUCUAAUGAUACACAUCAUUCUCCUAUCGCAACAUCGCCUACUCUAAAUCGUAAUGAUUCGGAAGAAUAUAACGAUAAUAUUCAAUUGCCAAUGAGUACAAACAGUAUUUCAAAUUUAAUAUUAAAUAACACAUCAAUACCAAUGCCACAUUCUUUGUCGGUUCGUUCACAAUCAGAUAAUUAUCCUCCACCUGAAUAUCAUGGACCAUCUACUCAUAACAUGGAUGUGGGAGAACCCUACCAUACCCAUCAUAACAUACAACAUCGAUCACCUAUCAACGAAAAUGAUUAUGAGGAAAAUCAAGAAGAUCCUCAACAAAUAGAACCAGAGGAUGAUGGAGAUGUCUAUGAUGAAAAUGGCGAACCCAAAUUUCCGUUGGCUGACUUGAUUAAAUUAGAAGAACAAUUGAAUCAGACGCGUUGGAUUGUACCCGUAUUGGCCGAUGGUGAAUUAAUCAAAUGUUUAAGAGCAGCAAUCAAAUUAGCAAAACAUAAAGAUGAUUGUAUGCCAUUACUUGAGAUUCUCGGAAUGUUAAUGAAUCCAAACUGUCGAUAUCAUCAAUCAGGUCAUAGUCGUCAAAGUGAUUAUCGUUUGCCUGCCGAUGUAGAGCCAUUUGCCUUGUCCAGUGAUUAUCGUGUAAUGCAAAGAGGUUGGCUUGUUGAUUUUAUCAAUCGUUUUGGUUUCCAUGGUGGUUUCGAUAAAGUUCAUUCCCGUUUUACAUCAGCCGAUUUACAUCCGAAAUUAACUAUAUCUAUUGUUGUCUCAUUACUCAAACCUUGGGGGCUUUGCUAUGAUUAUUUAACCCCAAACACAGUUAAAAGAUGUUUUUUUCCCAUUAUUAGUAUUGUCCCAGACUUUUUGGAUCACUUAUCCGAAAAUGAUUUGAAAUUUGAAACAAAAACUGAACCAAAAAGUGAUACAUUAUCAACAGUUAUUAAAUGGUUGCGUUCAUUGGCAUCACGUAUACCAGAUAAUGAUAAAUCUUGUCGAAGUUUAGAUGCACUUCGCUUAAAAAUGAUAUUACGAAUUUUACAAACAAAUUCAUUUAGUGGAAAGAUGAAUGCAUUGAAUGAAGUAAAUAAAUUAAUAAUGAGUUUAAAUACAAAUCAACGUUCGCAAUCAUUACGAUCGGACGAUUAUGAAAGUUUAACAGCUGAUAAAUUAACUCAAUGGAUUCAAGAUAAUCAAAUAUUAGAUAUUGUUUUACGUGACUGUUUACAUCAACCACAAUAUGUUGAAAAAUUAGAAAAAAUCUUACGUUUUAUAAUUAAAGAGCAUGCAUUAACAAAAGAUGAUUUAGAUAAAAUAUGGAAUUCAUCUUGUGGAAAACAUGAAGCAAUUGAAAAAAAUGUACACGAUUUAUUAUCAAAAUUAGCAUGGGAUUUUUCGCCAGAACAAUUGGAACAUUUAUUUGAAUGUUUUAGAAGAAGUUGGACUCGUGCAAGUAAAAAACAGCGUGAAAAAUUACUUGAAUUAAUUCGACGAUUAGCAGAAGAUGAUAAAGAAGGCAUGAUGGCCAAUAAAGUACUCGAAUUAUUGUGGGCAAUAGCACACGAUGAACAUUUACCAAACGAAAUUGUUGAUCAAGCAUUAAAUGCACAUUUAAAAAUUCUUGACUAUAGCUGUUUACAGGAAAAAGAGAAAACAAAAUUAUCUUGGAUAGAAAAGUUUAUGGAUGAAGUUAAACAUGAUCAUGGACAUGUUAUCAUUUCCUUACGCCAACUUCGUGAAAUUUGUAUGCAAUUUCAUGAGAAUAUGUAUUCACAAAACAUUCCACGAAUGAUGUCUGGUCUUCAUAACCGUCAGAAUGUCAUUGAACAAUUAGAAAAGAGUCAUCAGUUAAUUAAAGUUGUGACAGAUAAUUUGUGUCAAUAUAUGAAAAAUGCAAGAAUAUAUAAAGAAGAUUCAAAAGCAACAAUACCGGAAGACUAUUAUCCUGAUGGAAGAUUCAAUCAUAUUCAGCAAAUUCAAGAACGACUUAGCUUUUUAAAAUUCAUAUUGAAAGAAGGUCAUCUUUAUUUGAUGGCCGAUUAUUCAAAAUCAAUUUGGAAAUGUCUUGCUGAAGAAGCGGCUUAUCCAAAUGAUCGAGAAUUAUGUUUUCGUUGGUUUGCAGAAUUGGUGGGCGAUGAUUCGGAUAUUGAGCCAACAGCAAAUCAAGAUUUUUUUCAAAAUCACUUAAUGAAACUUGAUCCAAACUUGUUAACUGAACUUGGAAUGAGUUGUUUCGAUCGUUUUUUCAAAUCUGUGAAUGCUCAAUUACAUAAACUUGUAUUAAAACGACGUUCAAUUCGUUUACAAAAUGAUGAAAAUUUAGUGGGUAUUGAAUAUUUGUGGCAAUUGAUAUUAAACGGAUCAGAUGAAGUAGCUGAACGCGGAAUAACUUUAAUUAAAGAAAUUUACACAAAUAUCAGUCCACAAUUAAAACAAGAACAUAAACGUAUUCAUCAAACAUUUAUAUCUGAUUGUUUAGACCGUUUACGUCUAUUGUAUGACGAUAUUAAAGCGAUGAAUAAAGAACAUAUUUCAAAAACUAAAUUUAAUCAUAAACUCAAUAGUCUUAUACGAAUUUUAGUUGUUUUAAGAGAAUAUAUGUCGGAAUGUGAUAAUUCCUACCAUAAAGAACGUUCAACAUUACCAAUGUCAAGGGCAUUUCGUGGACGACCAGUAAUCAUCAUUGUUCGUGUUAAUCAAAGUCCGAAUCGUCCGGCAGAUGAAUUCGAACACUCAUGUCAUUCAAAUGAAACAUGGGGACAAAUUCGACGUUCAAUAUAUCAACGGUUUAAUACAACUUAUGGUGUUAUUGAAUUAUAUCGUAACAGUGAAUUAAUUCAUCCGUGUGACGAUAAUAAAACAUUAGCGCAAACCGAAACUCGUGAUCGUCUAAUAAUAACAGUUCGAUGGGUUCAACAUCAAAGUCACACAGGUUCAAGUGGUGAAAGUAGUAGUUCUGAAUCAAAUGAUAACAAUAACAAUUCAUCAUUUUCCCAUCAUAGUCGAGUACUCGAACAUCCUGAUCCAUUAGCUGAGUCAACAUUGCCAUCUGUGAUAUUUUCUCAAAAUCAUGCUAAUUGUAAAUUUUUAAUUGAUUUGGCUGAUCUCGGUUGUACAGAACAAAAUAAUCGUUUACGUGAUACAGCUCGACAAAUAUUAGAUAUAAUUCCAUAUGAUAAAAGUGUUAUGCAACAAUUAAAUAAUUGUUUUACUCAACAAUCAUCGUCUGGUGAACAAAUUAGCUUAGAUGAAACACAUAAAAGAUUAGAAAUGUUCUAUUUUCAUACAACUACAAUAUCCCAAUUGUUAUAUAAUUUAAAGGUGACACAUAUUGGCUUGAUGCCGGCAGCUCCAACUACUCAACAAAUAGCCGCUGUUGAAUUUCUACACAUUCGAUUUUUACAUGGUGGCGGUUUGACUUGUAUGUUAAAUAUUUUACCGCAUCAGUUAUCGUCUACUAUUUCUUCUACAACGGGUCGAUCGUCCACAACCAUCACAAAUCCCAUUCAUCAAUCUUUCACUGAUAGUUCAUCACUCAAAUCAAUCUAUUUAGUUGUAUUGUACAUAUGUAAACGUUUGUUAACAAUACUUGGAUAUUAUCAAUGUAAGCUAUCUCAAUCACAAGAUCAUGUCAUCAUCCUGGAUUCAAUGUUACAAACUGUACCAACCUUAACAUUAAUUACAGUUAAUAACGCUGGUGAACAAUUGCAACAACAUGUACCUCUAUCAUUAGAACAGAAAAUAGCUAAUUAUUUAACAUCGAAAAAAGAUCAUUCUAUACCAAAAUCAUCGUUAUUACAGUAUACACAUUUAAUAGCAUUAAUUCGUUUAAUUUGGUGUUUAGCUGCUGAUAGUAGUGGAAAAUAUCGAAAUACAAUGACAACCACGUUAGAAACGUCUUUAAAAUCAGAUUUUAAUACAAUACAUAAACAUUUUAAACAAGAUCAUGCAAUUGGCAAUUUGACAAUUGAUGAAAAUACUAUUGUUGAUGAUGAUGAUGACGAUGAAGAUGACGAAAGUCAAAUUCUUGCGUGUCGUGAAGCUCUCGAAAUGUUAUCAUUGUGCAUUGUUCUUGUUCAUGCAUCGAUUGAAAAAUUAAUUCAGGAACCAUUUUUUGAAAAUUUUCUCAUCGAUUUAAUACUCUAUUGUCGUCAUCAGUUAGUUCGUCAUACAGCGUAUGACCAAUUUUUUCUUUUGGCUUCACGUGCGAGUAGAGGUGAAGGAGUUCUUCAAUAUAUCAUACAUAUUCAAUUUAAACUAUUAGAUAAAACAUCAACGUAUCGAGACGAUCUGCAAAUAUAUUCUCAACAGUCAAACGAAUAUUUUCUAUUGUUAUGUCGUUUAUUAUCAUUUGCAUUUGCAAAUCAAGUGAUACCGCCUGAUAUUGAUAAACAAUUGAACGAUGAAAUUGACUGGUUAAAAAAUGUACCAACAACAUCAAAUAGACAAUUAACAACAAUAAAUGAUCAAUUACUGAAAGGACAUUUGACCGUAGCGAAAGAACUACUAGCUUUUCAGAAUAGUGAAAGAAAAAGUUAUUACGGUGGAUUAUCAUCUGACGGUAUUGGACAAUCACUUAUACAGGAAUUAAUUGAACAAUUUUUAUUUCCUGCCUCCAUGUUAUUGUAUCAAUUUCGACGUAGACGUCUUCAACAACGACAAUCUCAACCGGAUGUGCGCUACGAAAACACUAACGAUAAUGAAAUGGAUUUAUUGAAAGAACCACCUGUUGCCAUAUGUCAGACACCACAAACAUCCCAAGCAGCAUUUGAUCUUCUUGUCGUGUUAGGAACAAAUUGUAUUGAUAAUUUGAGAGUAAUUGACGAUUAUUUAACAAAUUUAUUUUAUACAGUGCCCGAUUCAACCUUAUCGGAAUGGGAUUUUUCACCUCCGAUUGGUCCUCGUCCAAAUCGAGGUUUUGUUGGUUUAAAAAAUGGUGGUGCUACUUGCUAUAUGAAUUCUGUGUUACAACAGUUAUUUAUGAUUGAAACAUUGAGAUCAGCAUUAUUAUCCGUUAAAAUUCCCGGUCAUUAUGACGAGGAAACUGAUGAUGAUGACAAACGUGAUACAUCGGAAUCAUUUGCAGAUGCAAAAUCUUUUCUCAAAGAUAUCCAUACAACAACUACUACAACAAAAAAUUCACCAAGUAAUAUGAGUUUAGAUAAUAAUCAACAAGAAAUGAACGAAAAUAAUACAAAUGAAAGUGGUGGACAAAAAACGCCAGUAUCAUCAAAAAAUGGUGAUCGAACUGAUUACAAUAUCUGUAUUUUGAAGCAUAUACAGCGGAUCUUUGGACAUUGUCUAGAAUCAAAAUUACAAUUUCAUAUACCAAGAGGUUUCUGGAAAAUAUUCAAAUUUUCUGGUGAGCCCGUAAAUUUACGUGAACAACAUGAUGCUGUUGAGUUUCUUAAUACGGUUGUUGACAGUGUUGAUGAAGCACUCAAAUCAUUAAAUUUACCUCAGAUAUGUUCAAAAGUAUUAGGUGGAACAUUUGCCGAUCAAAAAAUAUGUAAAGAUUGUCCACACAGAUAUUCUCGUGAAGAAGAUUUUACGUUAGUGAGUGUUGAUAUUCGUCAUAGUCAAAAUUUGAAAGAAUCACUCGAACAAUAUGUUAUUGGUGAACUUCUUGAUGGUCCAAAUGCCUAUUUUUGUGAAAAAUGUAAUAAAAAAGUUGAUACUGUGAAACGAACUUGUUUCAAAAAAUUACCACCAAUUCUUGCAAUUCAAUUGAAACGCUUUGAUUAUGAUUGGGAACGUGAAACACCAAUUAAGUUUAAUGAUUAUUUUGAAUUUCCAAGAGAAUUAAAUAUGGAACCUUAUACCGUACAAGGUUUAGCCAAAGCUGAAGGUAUUGCCGUAACCGAUGAUUGUUCAGCUGAUGAAAACAAUCGUUCUAUUAAUCCCGGAGGAAUGCAGUAUAAACUUGUGGGUAUCAUUGUUCAUAGUGGUCAAGCGAAUGGUGGACAUUAUUAUUCAUUUAUUCAAACUAAAAAUGAAAAUUUGGAUCAAUCACAUUGGUAUAAAUUUGAUGAUAUUGAUGUUAGUGAAUGUAAGAUGGAUGAUGACGAAGAACUACGUUCCCAAUGUUUCGGUGGUGAUUAUCCAACACAAACAUUUGAUCAACCUGUUAUGAAACGUCAACGACGCUGGUGGAAUGCGUAUAUAUUAUUUUAUAAACAAAUAACAGAUUCUACCGAAGUUAAUUUAGAAAAAGAUUUAUCCGAAUUACAUUUAUAUGAUCAACAACAGCGAAUGCCAUUAUCUGUUCAACGAAGUGUUCGAAGACAAAAUAUUAGAUUUUUACACAAUCGAAUACAUUUUAGUCAGGAAUAUUUUAUAUUUAUGAAACGUUUAGUACAGAGUAAUAUUCAAGUAAUUUCAAUAAAUAUACAACAACAACAACAAAAUCCGGAUAGAAUAGUUAUGACCGAUGAUUUAGAAGAAUUGGCACUUGUCAGUGUACAAAUUGCAUGUAAAUUUUUAUUCUCUGUCGGAUGGCAUACAAAAAAAGCCCUGCGUGGUCCAGCAAGUGAUUGGUCCGAUUUGAUUGGACAAUACAUACGUGUCUCACGUAAAGCAAGACAUUUUAUGAGUGAAGAAGUUUUGUUUAAACAUCCAAAUCGUUUUCAAGAAUAUUUAAUUGAUUGUACAUUUGCUGAAAUACGUAAUGCGUUCGGCAAAAUACUUGUGGCAUUGGCAACAUCGUCGCGUCAAGAUGAACAACUAUUGAAUAGUAAAACUGCUCCAACAGAUGAUAUUAAAGAUUAUAUGAGUGUUGAAGAACGGAUACUAAAUUAUGUGUUGAGGUUAUUGAAAACAAAAGAUUUUCCAGAAAAUGUCAAAUUACUCACACAAUAUUUUCAAUUUUUCUGUUCUUAUUCGGCGACGGGACGACAUGAGUGUGAACAAUUGAUUCGAUUAAACGUGCCAAUCUUGUUUGCUCAAAUGGUUAAUGAUGAUGGUCAAUCAUCGUGUUCGACAAUGCAAAGAUAUGGUGAACCAGCUAAAUUAUAUGUGAUAUUAUCAACAUUAAUUCGAUGUUUUGAUGUAACACAGUAUUGUAAACCGAGAAAUCCUGAUAGUGAAUUGUUACAAAAUCCAUUUUAUACUCAUAAUGAUGGUGGUCCAUUAUACGCCAUGCCUCUUCAACUGGUUGAUAUUAUUUAUAAACGUGAUGCAUUUUUAAAAAAAAUUAUUGAAGACUCAAGUAACUGUGACGAAUCACAAAAAUUAUUAAAAUUUCUUUUAUGGGAAAAUAUUGAUGUGACAAUUAUUGUUCUUAAUGAAAUAAUUGGUCUUCUUACAUUUUAUUCCUAUGAUUUACGUACUCAUUUCGAUGCUUUAUUGCUAGUAUUGAUGUUAGAAGAUUCUUGGCAGGAAACAAGACUGUUGUAUGCACUCAGAGGAAUGCCUACAACAAAUCAAAUGACAAUGACAAACAAUAUCAUUGGUGGUGAUUUAUCGACAAAUAAUACAACAUCAGCAACAACAACAACAACAACAGCAAGUUGUGUUUUUGAUCAACCACAAAGUUUAUUUGAAAUGUUUACUAAAUCAAAAUCAUCCUAUCAGAAACGGGCAUAUCAGUGUGUAAAAAUGUUGGUUGUACUUUUCUCAUCAUGUCAAAAAGCACAGAAUCUACUUAAAGUUGAUCCAGAUAUAAAAUCACGUUGGACACAUGCCGUUCAGUGGUUACAAGAUCAAUUAGAACGUUCUUACAGUAGUGCACCAGGUUAUCCAUAUUAUCCAUCUCAACAAGGACCCACAACAAGUAAUGAUAUGUCUCAAGGAUAUUUUAUUGAAAGAACACAAAGUGCUCGAUCGUUACUCGAUAAAGCAAUCGAACUUUGUCCUGAUAUGAGAGAUAUGGAUGAACCGUACAAUAGUGAUGAAGAUGAAGAUAUAUCUCCGUCAUCACCGAAUUUGAUCCCAAUGAACACGGGAAGUAAAACAUCGACACCAUUAUCACAAACUUCUGUUAAAUUUCCGUCGUCAUCGUUACGUCCAAAUUCUCCAAAUGCAUCAAAUAAUCUAAUAGUUUCACCGUCAACCGGUUCAAUUAAUCAGCAACAAUUUAAUCAAGCCAAACAUUCGAACACUCGACCAUGA